Molecule: messenger RNA, 1234 nt
Organism: Anastrepha ludens (Mexican fruit fly)
Lineage: Eukaryota; Metazoa; Arthropoda; Insecta; Diptera; Tephritidae
Exons: 2
Coding region: 149-985 (278 amino acids)
Source: RefSeq, a predicted model, not a curated record
CGCAACGGUCAGUGCGAGCCCAACUGUUGUGCGGUUGUGGUGUGUAAGCGUACUAUAUUCCAGGCAAUAGAGUCUCUUGCGCGAUUAAGAACAUUGCAUUACGUUUGACUUUGGCGUUAUUUUGGUUGUAAAACGUAAAUUUAGCAGAAUGUUUGAAGCGCAUCGGCUUCUGUGGCCGACUCUGUGGGCUGUUGUGUUUUCGACUAUGACGCUUUCGGAGGUUGGUGCGUUGCCGGCGUCAACAUCUGCCCCUCACACCACACACAUCGUCAGCUAUGUGAGCCAGGGAAGAGCCAAUGCCCGGUGGGGCGAAAUAAGCGAAUUCGAUUACGAGAGCGUUCAAAGUGGCGCUAGUGGACGCAGCGCAGCUCUACUCUCCACUGAGGCGCCCACACCAUUGUCACAGUUGUACGGUGCAUUUGUAGAACAAUUAGAUAUGAGUCUGGGCAAUAGUGUGCCUAGUUCUAACACCACUUCAUUGGUUGGCACUUCUCCACCAACAUCGGUCAAUCGAACUGAUGACCUGUUAGUCACACAUCGAAAUACUUUGGAGGACGCUGAUGACUUCUUUGGUCGCAAUGAACAGCACGAGUCCGCCACAACCGUGAAGGAUAAUAGCCACCUACAAGGACCGGGGGGCUUGAUGUGGCAUCGUAUGAAGCAGAGCAUACCGGUGCUGGAGCCUGUGCGCCACCUUCUAAAUACGGUGCGCGAUCAACACAAUCAGACUGUGCAUGCGGCAAGGCAGCAUCAUCAGUUGUUAGCCGCAAUGAAAGGCGGUUUAGGCGAGCAUAUGUCCGGCAACGAGUCGUCGGCCAUUGAGACAGAGGAGGAUCGCGAAACGGCUAACGAGAGUACCGAGUUCAAAUUGCUUGACUUUGCAGGCAGCUUUGUUAGCAUGCUGUGGAGUUUCAUUGGAAAUCUGCAGCGCAUCUUUGCGGCUAGCAGUGGCAAUGCUUUUGCAUCUUCAUCGGGCGGCCAGUAGGUCGGUAGGUUGGUAUGUGUAUAUAUAUAUGCACAUGUACGCAGCCAUAAAUAUGGGUACUAGUGUUAGUAUUGGAGUUGAUUUAACUGUGAUUAACCAGCAAAUAUGUAUGUGUGUGUACUAGUGUAUGUGAGCUUACUUAAAUUGAAAAUGUAUUUUAAUUUAUUCAAUAUUGAAAUAAAUGCUUACACAAUUAAUACAUUUUUCGUUACAAUGCAGAGCAAGCGAAUAAAACUCAAAAUAUUUAAA